AUGAUCUUGAGCCAGAUCUCGUAUCUGGACUGUGUGGCCUUCCUCGUCUUUCUCGCGCCACAGUUGCUGAUUCAGAUUGGCAUCAUACCGCUUCUGACAUGGCUCGUUCCAGCGUUGCCGUCGAUUGUUUCUAAAGUUCUUGUCAUCCCAUAUCAAUUUGUCCGCAGACGCUUCUUGAUUCCAUAUGAACACCGCUCGCCUUUUGUAAAGAAAGCAACACCGUUCCAAGAUCUUGUGAUCCGUUUUGUUCGCUAUGCCUUUGCCAAUAUGCCCGCUUUCCUUGGUCGGGUUUUCUUCUCCAAGGCCGUCUCACUUCCCUUCCUGAGAUUCCGCAUGUUGAGACACGGCAUCUUUACCAGCCCCCUUCGAUGGACCGAGGUUAAGCGACCAAACUUCAAAGGCGUAUUGGUAGUCUACGACCAACAAGAACAGCCCGACAUCAUUGUCUAUUAUGCGCAUGGCGGAGGAUUCUCCAUGGGAAGCAGCUACUUUUACCUCGAAUUUCUACUUGCCUGGGUUGCGCUACUCAAGUCCGCUGGAUACCGUAACCCAGCUCUCUUCGCACUGGAGUAUACGCUUGUACCUGACGCCAUGUACCCAACUCAACUUCAUGAGACAGUUGCCGGGUAUGAAUACGUUCUAUCACUAGCCCACUCAUCGACUCGUGUCGUGGUAGGCGGCGACUCGGCCGGUGGCACUUUAAUGCUCAGUUUCUUGUUGUAUCUUUCAGAGCAUACAAAGCUUCGGCAUCAAAAGCCGGGCCUCGCCAUCAUGAUAAGCCCAUGGGUCACCAUUGUGUCUCGCAACAAUCGCAACACGGAAUCUGACUACCUCAACAGCGCUUCACUAGAGCAGUAUGGUCGCCAAUACAUUGGUAACAAGGUAUCUCCCGGGGAUCCCAUGGUUUCACCCGGCCAUUGUAAGGAUACCAAGAAAUGGGCGGAAGCUAGUCCAGAAAAGGGCUGGUAUUUCUUAUAUGGCAGUGAAGAAGUACUCGGGCCUGAGACAAAGGAUCUCAUAAACCUGCUAGGAAAGACUGGGAAAGAUGUCGAUAGCUGGGAGGAAAAGGGUGGCAUACACGCAUGGCCGGUCGCCAGUCUCUAUCUUGGGGUAACAAGGGAAGAUAGAUUGAGUGGGUUGAAGAGCAUCGUGGGAGCUAUCAAGGAGAGAAUACAUUGA
This is a messenger RNA of Pyrenophora tritici-repentis Pt-1C-BFP, 1179 nucleotides long. Its product is annotated as Abhydrolase-3 multi-domain protein. Gene Ontology annotation, molecular function: lipase activity. The record is from RefSeq and is a predicted model, not a curated record. Lineage: Eukaryota; Fungi; Ascomycota; Dothideomycetes; Pleosporales; Pleosporaceae.